This is a messenger RNA of Hipposideros armiger (great roundleaf bat), 3444 nucleotides long. RefSeq names its product transmembrane protein 44 (gene TMEM44). Gene Ontology annotation, molecular function: basic amino acid transmembrane transporter activity. Lineage: Eukaryota; Metazoa; Chordata; Mammalia; Chiroptera; Hipposideridae. The transcript is spliced from 11 exons. Bases 98 to 1426 code for a protein of 442 amino acids. The record is from RefSeq and is a predicted model, not a curated record.
GCGGUAGCGCCCACAGCUUCCGCGGCCCGGGGAAGCUGCGCGCGGGUCCCUGGCCACGCGGGCGGCCCCGGCACUAGUCGGCGAAGGCGAGUCUGCCAUGGGGGAGGCGCCCACCCCCGAUCCAUCGCCCGCACUCUGGGACUGGGGCUACCUGGACCGCUGCUUCGCCCGCCACCGCGUCUGCAUCUCCUUCGGCCUGUGGAUCUGCGCCUCCUCCUGCUGGAUCGCCGCCCACGCGCUACUUCUCUAUCUGCGAUGUGCAAAGAAAUCUGGACAGGACCAGUCGGCGCUGUGUGCUGCGUGCUGCCUCCUGACCAGCCUGUGUGACACAGUUGGGGCGAUACUGGCCAAACAGCUCACCAUCCAGGUUUUCACUGGUGCCUACCUAGCAGCUGUUGACUUGCUGAACUUUGUGUCCAUUCUCUUCCCAGUCUGUGGCUCCAAAUUCAAGGGUCAGGGCUCCCAGGACAGGAAGAGGAGGCAGCGGCUCAGGGCCAGUGUAUUCGCCCUGGCCCUGCCCCUGAGCCUGGGCCCGGGCUGGGCUCUCUGGGCUGCUGUCCCGAAGGCUUCAGGCCCCAUCCAAGGGCCACAGCGGAAGCUGCUGGGAAUCGUGCUGCAGGACAAUACUGAAAUCCUCGGCUACCUGCUGGGUGGCAUUGCAGCCUUCGGUUCCUGGGCUUCCCGGAUCCCCCCACUCUCCAGAAUCUGCCAUGGCAAGACGUUUCCCUUCAUCCACCUGUGGACCCGGCUCCUGUUCGCCCUGGCUGGCCUCCUCUACGCCUCAGCCAUUGUGGCUCAUGACCGGCGGCCUGAGUACCUGCUGCGGGCCACACCUUGGUUCCUGACCUCCCUGGGCCGUGCUGCGCUGGACCUCGCUAUCAUCUUCCUUUCCUGGGUGAUGAAAAGCAAGGUGAGGCGGGCCUUGGGAUUUUCCUCUGAAGCCAGAGAGAGCCUCGACACCCAAGCCCUUUUGACCUGUGCAGAGAAAGAAGAGGACAACCAGGACGCAAGGAAUGAGAAUUUGGAUUGGGUGCCUCUCACCACACUGCCACACUGCAAGCCACCCAGGACAAUGGCAGCCAUCAGUCGCUACAUGGAGCUGACCAUUGAGCCGGUGCAGCAGGCAGGCUGCAGUGCCACCAGGUUGCCUGGCGACGGACAGACAAACACGGGAGAGGCAUCCCUGCAGGAACCCCCCUCCUACCCUCCCAUUCAAGUCAUCCGGGCCCGUGUGUCUUCCAGCAGCUCUUCUGAGGUCCCCUCCAUCAACUCCGACCUUGAGCAAAAGUAUUGGGAAGCCCUAAACUCGGAGCAGUGGGACCCUGAAGAUGUAAACCUUGAAGGGAACAAAGGCAACAUGGAGAUGCUUAGAUGCCAGAUGUACAGGUGCUUUGUGAGUCCAGGGGAAUUGACCUCUGAGGAGUAACUCUUUCUGGAGCCAGCUCAACAGCUCAGAGCCCAAAGUCAAGUGUUUGUCAGGAACUGAGGAAUGAUCAACCAGCAGUGACACCCAUGGCAGGAAUUUAAGCUUCUGCCAGGUCUGCCUAAGAAAGUGAGGAACCAGGAGCUGUCACUGCACUUGGCUGGUCUGUGCCAUGGCUCAGAAUGGAGCGAAGACUGUGGACAGACCUGACAUGCCCAGAGUUUGUUCUGAAAAUUAAAAGUUUACAGAGCACUCUUGCUUUGAAAUAUAAACCUUCAUCUAAAGGACACUGGACCCUCUUUUCCCCUUUCUCUUUCCAUUCAACUAUACUCUGAAUAUCUGCUAAGUGCCAGGAAUGAGUUAACCUAACACAUAGUGUUUGGUUGGAUCUCAGUAGAGUCCCAUUCUGCAAGACCUGGAUAAGCCUAGCAAAUGAGCGGGGUCAGCCCACAUGCUGGGGCCUUGGACAAAAUCACAGGUACUCAUGGGACCUGGCUCUUGCCCUCUGGUCACCCACAUGAGUUUUCUGCUGGAAGUUAGGGAUAGGAUUGCUUGGUCAACCAAGUGUUUGUAAGGGUAAGCAAAGUAAAUUGCUCUAGGUACCAGAACUUGCUCCAACUUGGCAAGGUGUGUGCUGGGGCAGGAUUUGCAGGUGAGGGGGACUGUCUGCAUCAGGAGGUGACCGAAAGCAUGCGGAGGGUAAAGAGGCGUGGCAGGAGGUGUUAUUGGGUUGUCGGAAGAGUCAUGACAUAUUUUUUCUAUUUUUUUCGUUGCAAAAAUGAAUCAUGACUUUUCCAAUACCCAGUAAAUUCAAGUGUAGCAAUCCCAUUUUAGGACUGUUUUGAUACUGUGAUCACAGAUGAGGGGGAAGGUAGAGGGACUGAAGUGAAUAAAUCUUGACCGAGUGAACUGAAGUAUGUCGCUGUGGAGCACAGAGAUAGGUCUGAAUCCCAGCACAGCCACAGAAGUCUGCCACAAGAGGAAGUGGGAGAAAUGCCAAGAAACUGCUCUGUUCCUGGCUGGCCCUUGGCAGCCUGGGACUCAGCUGCUGCCGCCUGCUUUCUCCUAAGAGGUAGUGUAAGUCCUGGCAGCAUGAAGAAAGGGGUGUCUUAGGGAAGCAGGUUGGUUCCGCCGAUCUCUGCAGGGAUCCUAAUCCGCUGGGUGACCUCUGAGCUGGAAGUGAACUUAAAGCCACCCUAUUCAUCCCCUUUAUCGAACUUCUUUGGUCCCUGGUUGUCUUUUAAUGGAGUUUGCUAAAGUCAGUUUUGCGUCGUGAUCUUAACCACUGAAGUUGUACUUUGAGGGAAGGUGAAGAUUUGAAUUGGCAGAGCAGGUGGUGUGUAUGUGUGUGUGUGUAGAAUUACAGAAGCUGAAACUGUACAGAGGAUUAAAAGCAGGGGAGGGUGUAAUCCAGUCAGGGAAGGAGGAAUCCGAUGUAGCCAGGAUAGGUGAUACAGUGUGGGCUGCAGGGAGUGGGUAAGGAGGCCAGAAAGAAAGCUGACUGUGAAGGCUGGGAAGUUGGUAUUUAAUUCUGUGGCUAACUGGUAGCCAUGGAAGAUACAAGAGUAGGAAGGUGACUGACAUACCUCAGGUAGGCCACAGCUGAUUGUUUUUUUAAUCUCUAUGGCCACAACUUUUACAGUAUGAAUGUGGGGAACAUGUUUAAUCUGAGUGGUAACAGCAGGGCAGGAGGACGGCUCAUCUUUAGAAAAGCAGAGGCAAGGGAAUAGGAUGACAUCUCUGUAGUUUGCCUUGAGCACAUUUCGCUCUUUCAGGGGGAGGCUGGCUCAUGCUCCUGAGGCACCAGAAAUUGGUUGGAUCCUGAUGGAAAUGACCCUUCAUCCAAGAACAUUAAAUGAUCUUGUGUGUGGAGGCAGUGGGUAUAUGAGACAUCAUUUUUACCUUCCUCUCAAUUUUGCUGUGAAUUCAAAACUGCUUUUAAAAAAUAAAGUCUUAAAAAAAUUAUCUUGCUGACUUUCAGCAGCACAAACUAUGUGAGCUCCAGAUGUUGUGUGUCUCCC